UUUUAGGUGCGAAACGUUUCAAUAAACAGAACGAAACGGGAGGAACCUACUCCAAUUUUUUUGUUGCAAUUAUACGUAUUUUUAUUUGCAAAACGCGUACAAUACAGCAGCUCAGACAAAGAGAGUGAAGUAUGGUUAAAAACUACAUUGAAGUGGCUCCGAUUUAUCAAUCGCUCUAUCUGCUAUGGAAGCCCGGAAGUGAAGAAGUCAUAAUGGAAACUGAAGCCAAGGUGAAAGAGCCAGAAGCACUGUGCGAAAAUGUUGGCAAAGGGGAUGCUGAAUUAUCAGAAACUGUGUAUCAGACAGACAAUGCUGGUGAAAGCUCCUCAACUCAGGAACCUGCUGUCAGCAAUGGGGAUGACAGUGAUGAGGGAAAAGAGAUGGUGGAUCUAAAGAUUAUUUGGAACAAGAAUAAGUACGAUCUCAAAAUUCCUUUAGAUGGCACUGGAGCCAAACUGAAAGAGCGUAUUCAUUCACUCACUGGUCUUCCACCCGCUAUGCAGAAAGUUAUGUACAAGGGACUGCUACCGGAAGAUAAGACUCUACGUGAAAUUAAAGUUACAAAUGGUGCAAAAAUAAUGGUGGUUGGAUCUACAAUAAAUGAUGUAUUAGCUGUUAAUACUCCAAAAGAAGUUAUUCAGCAGGAAGUUAAAGCUGAAGAGAACAAAAAAGAGCCUUUGUGUAGGCAAAAGCAACACAGAAAGGUGUUGGACAAAGGCAAACCAGAUGAUAUAAUGCCAUCUCUUAAAGGAACAAAGGAACGCUUACCAACAGUGCCUUUAGCCGGAAUGUACAACAAAUCUGGCGGAAAAGUUCGUCUCACCUUCAAACUGGAACAAGAUCAACUGUGGAUUGGGACAAAGGAGAGGACAGAGAAAAUCCCAAUGGGCUCCAUCAAACAUGUGGUGACUGAACCCAUUGAAGGUCAUGAGGACUAUCACAUGAUGGCAUUUCAGUUGGGCCCAACAGAAGCCUCUCAGUAUUGGAUCUACUGGGUGCCAAUUCAGUUUGUUGAUGCGAUCAAAGACACAGUUCUUGGAAAGUGGCAGUAUUUUUAAUGUGCCUCUAUUAUUGACAAUGAAGAACUGGGAUCUAGAACAGGAACAAAUUAAAAUGGGGAUUUGGAGACAACAAGAAGGCCCAUGGAACUUAACAUUGAAGCAUAUUAGAGAGGCAAACUGAAGGAUGCCUUUGGACUAAUCAUUAUUUUGGGUUUCAAGUGCACUAAGAAGCAGCAUUAUAUUUCUCAGCCCAGUUCAAUAAUGUUUGAGCUAACCCAAGGAAAAACAAUGAAACUAAAUGUACAGAGAUUUCUUACGCAUUUCUGUUAUUAAAGAAAUAAAAUGUAUUUAAGGAAAAAGAAAGCUGCACUAGGACAUUUGUGGUAACCUAUUUAUUCUGUGGAUUAAUACAAGCAAACCUGCCAAAGUGGAAAUAGUUUCUAAUGGCAUCAAUGUAUUGGGUUCCCUGUAAUUAUAAAUGUUCUUGUAAAAAAAAAAAA
Messenger RNA from Esox lucius (northern pike), 1501 nucleotides. It is a transcript of the gene ubfd1, whose product is annotated as ubiquitin family domain containing 1. The transcript has 7 exons. Bases 132 to 1058 code for a protein of 308 amino acids. Gene Ontology annotation, molecular function: RNA binding; cadherin binding. The record is from RefSeq and is a predicted model, not a curated record. Lineage: Eukaryota; Metazoa; Chordata; Actinopteri; Esociformes; Esocidae.